This is a messenger RNA of Bufo bufo (common toad), 1581 nucleotides long. RefSeq names its product GPN-loop GTPase 2 (gene GPN2). NCBI's taxonomy places the organism in Eukaryota, Metazoa, Chordata, Amphibia, Anura, Bufonidae. The coding region runs from base 46 to 987 and encodes 313 amino acids. Gene Ontology annotation, molecular function: GTPase activity. The transcript is spliced from 5 exons. Gene Ontology annotation, cellular component: cytoplasm. The record is from RefSeq and is a predicted model, not a curated record.
CAUCAAUGGCCGCCUGGCAGGAAGUAGUCUCCACAAGCCGACAACAUGGAGGUUGCGAGCGGUGGAAACAAGCAGCCGCUUCUCGGCUUUGGGCAGGCGGUGAUUGGGCCCCCCGGCUCCGGAAAGACCACCUAUGUUCGCGCUAUGCAUGCUCUCCUCACCAGCAUGGGCCGCCGGGCCGCUAUCAUUAAUCUGGACCCUGCCGGGGAAGACGAGCCCGGGGCAGCGGUCACCCUGCAGGACCUGCUGGCUCUGACAGAGGUGAUGUCCGAGCUGCACUUGGGUCCUAAUGGCGCCCUGCUCUACUGUAUGGAGUACUUACAAGGGAACCUGGACUGGCUGCGGGACCGGCUGCUGAGUCUCCGCGGGACCUACCUGCUGAUUGACUGCCCAGGACAGGUGGAGCUCUACACCCACCACCCCGCUCUGCCCCACAUCCUGCGGCAGCUGCAGAGCUGGGGGCUGAGGCUAUGUGCCGUGCACCUUGUGGAUUCCCAUUAUUGCACAGACCCUGCCAAGUUCAUCUCUGUCCUGUGUACAUCACUGAGCACCAUGCUUCACAUAGAGCUGCCUCACAUCAACCUCCUCUCCAAGGUGGACCUAAUAGAGCAGUAUGGGAGACUGGCUUUUAACAUUGACUACUACACUGAGGUUAUGGACCUUUCUUAUUUGGUGGAACAUUUGACUUCUGAUCCGUUUUUUCGGCGCCACCGAAGUCUUCAUGAGAAACUGGCAGAAGUUAUUCAGGAUUAUGGGCUGGUGUCAUUCAUGCCACUUAGUGUCAAGGAUGGAGAAAGUCUGAAGAGAGUCUUGGCAGCCGUGGACAAAGCCAGUGGCUUCUGCUUUGGGGAGGACACUAGAUCACUUGGAAAUCUUAUGUCUGUUGCAGUGGGAGCAGAUUUCCAUUUCACCUCAACACUGGCAUUUCAGGAGAAGUAUGUGGAAGAAGAAAAAAGAACAGUGGAAGAAGAAGCUUCAGCCUUGUGAUUACCAAAGACUGGUAUCUCACCAAAGUUUAUAUAUUCUAUAUUCGUCCCUAGAAAUAUAAUGGCAAUGGAACGAAAGUGUGAGAGCUUGCUAUGCUGUCUUCGCGACGCUAUGAGAGCUGUACAUUUAGCAUCUGCCCUGACUGGACACAGUUCUCACACAGCCGCAGUACUGUAGUGUUACUAAAACUGUAGUUAAAUAUUGCAGCACAAGCCGAGGUGAUGUCCUUCACGUGUGAAUACUGCCUUCUCAGCAGCUUGUAGAUUUCAGUAUCCCAGCAAGCCAUGUGUAAGAUAAGGGUUUUGGAUGGCUGUGUCUGCAAUAAGGGUACAACCAAAUGGUGCGGUUGUGUCGCAGUUGCAAUGCGGCCGUUCUGUGGUUGUAUGGGCCACAGCUGCCUCUAAUUCAAAUGAGACCUCUCUGUUCAAUGGGUCUGUAUUGUUAAUGGCCGUGCGAUAUAGAAGGAGCCAUUAACAAUACUGACCCACUGAACAAUGCUGUCUCAUUAACAUAGUAACAUAGUACAUAAGGCCGAUAAAGACAUCUGUCCAUCCAGUUCAGCCUGUUAUCCUGCAAGUUGAUCCAGAGGAAGGC